Penicillium canariense is the source of this 1707-nucleotide messenger RNA. RefSeq lists its product as uncharacterized. NCBI's taxonomy places the organism in Eukaryota, Fungi, Ascomycota, Eurotiomycetes, Eurotiales, Aspergillaceae. Gene Ontology annotation, molecular function: long-chain fatty acid-CoA ligase activity. The transcript has 4 exons. Gene Ontology annotation, cellular component: endoplasmic reticulum; membrane. The record is from RefSeq and is a predicted model, not a curated record. The coding region runs from base 1 to 1707 and encodes 568 amino acids.
AUGGCCGACCAGAGUCCAAUUCUGGCGAGGCUGGAUGCAGCGCUCACGGAUGCAUUAGCUGACUGGAAUAUCUACACGACUUUGUUUGCUGGCAUUCUCGUCGCAUUUGCUUUUUAUGCCGUGGUUUCGAACAAGGAUCCCGAUGUCCACCCGUUCCUUCUCGCUCGCCAAUCUACAGCAUCUCCCAUCCGUCAAUCCGGCGAGUCGGCAACCUACCGCAGCCUCGAGACCCCCUAUGGACUCCCCCUUCGACAAGGAUUAAAUGUGAAGGACGUCGGCGCACCCAAGUGGACCGCCGGUCGGCGUGGUGACCUUCGUGAUGUCUGGAAGAGUGCUGUUCGUGGAGCUCUCAAUGAGAAUGGUAUUAGCACUGGAAAGCAGGGCAAAAUAUACACUGUCCUUGGCAAAAAAUCCAUUGAACACUCGUUGGAUCAGGUCACACAGGAGAUUAAUGUGAUCGGCGGUCACAUUCAGAAGUCCGAGGUGAAGACCGUCGCCGUCUGCCUGACCGACUCUAUUGAGUUGCUGGCUGCUAUAUUCGCUGGCUCAUUUUACGGAUUCAAGGUUGUCCUGGUUCCCCAUAACCUUCCUGCGGAGACACUGUCAGGCCACCUUCAGAACGCUAAAGCUGACGCGCUUAUUGCCGAGGCCGGCUCACUUGAUCUUUCCUUUGUCACUAAAGGUAACAAGCAGCUGUCACUCGUUAUAUGGGUGGCUAAGGAUGGUAACCGGCACAUGGAUUGGCAUGAGGUCCCUGAGGAUGUGAAGGGCGGGCUUGAGGUUGCCGUCUGGCACGAAUUAGUCCAGGAAGGCAAGGACCUGGCCGGCUUUAACGUUCCCAAAUACGACCCUACUACCCCUGCCCCCGAAGUCAGUACAGUUUGGCCCUCGGAAUCUCCGUCUGGCGAAUUUAUCGAUUUCAAGCAAGAGAAUCUUGUGGCUGCCAUCGGCGCCCUGGGCUCAACGCUGCCGCGAAACCAACGUUUCAGCCCGUCUGAUCUUGUCUUCUCUAUCGAUUCGCUCUCCCGCUCCUAUCCGCUCUGCCAAAUUUUGAAUGCCCUGUUCUCGAAUGCCUCUAUUGCCCUGAACUCGGUUGCUGGCGAGAAUGUCGACUUUGCCUUGGCUACUAAUGGCGUAUCUCCAACGGUGAUUGUUGCAUCGUCGCGCACUAUGUCCGAAUACCACGAGGGUGUCAUGAAGCCGCACACCGGACUGGUCUCUUCUUUUGGCCGGUGGGUGCAAUCUCGGACACUGAAUGCAGGAAAUAUGCCACCAAAGGGCUUCUUCAGACAGCUUGCUCAGAUUGGACCAACUGCGGAGCUUUCGCUGCAAAAGUUGCGUCUGUUGUGUAUCUCACACCGUGUCGAUGCUGAUGCCUCCGUCCGCCUGAGCUCGGAGCAGCUUACGGACCUCCGAAUUUACACGGGGGCUCGCAUUCUGUAUGCGCUGACUGGUCCGGGCAUUGCUGGGGCUAUUGCCCAAACCAAUGUCUUCGACUACAGGUGCCUUGGUGGCCCUAGCCAUUUUGGAGGUCCUCUCAGCAGCACCGAGGUCACCUUGACUGGCGUCUCCGAGAGCCAGGUAGCCGGCGACAGCCUGCCGGAGGGUCAGAUCAUGGUGACUGGACCCGCUGUUGUUGAUGGCAAGACUACCCUUUCCGCACGGGCACGUAUUAGCGCCGACCACACCCUUGAAUUGAGCUCUUAG